GAUCGACUGACUACGAACAUUAAAAUCGACAUUCAAAAAAAAAGGACAAUUAUAUUCUCAACUACAUAACGAAUAUUUCCACGAAGAUAUUGUCCAACUUCCCCGUACGCAACCCGACAAGAGGAAAAUGCCUGCACCAACAGCUUUGUUGAGGAGACCGGAAGAGCUUGCUGAAGCUACUAAUGUGCCAGCACCCGAUCAAAAUCAAGAUGAUGAAUUUUUAUUAGAUGCACCAGAAGUUACUUCCGCAGAUUUGGAUACUAUCUUGCCUCCAGCCACCGACAACAGCGAGAUGCACAUUGAUGAAGAAGGACGACCUCGAUUUGCACCAGCCAAGAAUAUUGACCCAGCAACCCGAGUCGAAACUCGAAAAGUUCCCAUUCCUCCACACCGAAUGACACCUCUCAAAGCCGCCUGGCCUAAGAUUUACCCUCCUCUCGUCGAGCAUCUCAAACUCCAAGUCCGCAUGAAUAUCAAAAACAAAGCCGUUGAACUUCGCACCUCCAAACAUACUACCGAUACCGGAUCUUUACAAAAGGGCGAAGAUUUCGUCAAGGCCUUUUCGUUAGGUUUCGAUGUUGAUGAUGCUAUUGCAUUAUUACGACUUGACGAUCUUUACAUCCAGACUUUUGAGAUUAAGGAUGUCAAGACACUGCAAGGCGAGCAUUUGGGAAGAGCCAUUGGCCGUAUCGCAGGCAAGGAUGGAAAGACCAAAUUUGCAAUUGAGAACGCAAGUCGGACAAGAGUGGUUCUUGCAGAUAGCAAAAUCCACAUUUUGGGAGGCUUCAAGAACAUUCACAUUGCGAGAGAGGCCAUUGUUAGUCUGAUUUUGGGUAGCCCACCUGGAAAGGUUUACGGUAAUUUAAGAACCGUUGCUAGCAGAAUGAAGGAGAGAUUUUAAAAGCUAGAAGGCAUCGGCUAGACUUACGACAUGGAAUUUCAUUUACUAGGCGUUGCGGUGGUGUUUGGGGAAGGGAAUAUACAGGGAAAAGUAUCAUUCUGGCAUUCACGAAUGCAUUAUAUGUUCCUAUUUGAGCUCAUGUAGAUUGGGAGAGGAUGUAUAGUAUCCAAAAAUUUUCAGAACUUAAUCGGAGCUCCUUUGCCCAUAAUAAUCUCAUAUAAGCGAACAUGUGAAGAAAAUAUGAGAUCUAGUUUAAAAGAUGUUGAUGUUGAUUUUCUUAGCUGUCCUGCAUAUUCGAAGAUUUAAUUUCAUCAUACCUGGAGAAUAGCAACACUCAUCUUUGCCAUUUUCUGACAUCUUAUGCCUACACCAAUAUUGGACUUGUCCA
Botrytis cinerea B05.10 is the source of this 1289-nucleotide messenger RNA. RefSeq names its product Bcpno1 (gene Bcpno1). The record is from RefSeq and is a predicted model, not a curated record. Gene Ontology annotation, molecular function: RNA binding. Bases 128 to 901 code for a protein of 257 amino acids. NCBI's taxonomy places the organism in Eukaryota, Fungi, Ascomycota, Leotiomycetes, Helotiales, Sclerotiniaceae. Gene Ontology annotation, cellular component: nucleolus. The transcript has 3 exons.